Molecule: messenger RNA, 1152 nt
Organism: Rhizoctonia solani
Lineage: Eukaryota; Fungi; Basidiomycota; Agaricomycetes; Cantharellales; Ceratobasidiaceae
Product: Septin
Exons: 6
Coding region: 1-1152 (383 amino acids)
Biological process (GO): cytoskeleton-dependent cytokinesis
Cellular component (GO): cell division site; septin complex; septin ring
Molecular function (GO): GTP binding; GTPase activity; molecular adaptor activity
Source: RefSeq, a predicted model, not a curated record
AUGUCUCCGGCAGCAGUUACCAGCGGAAUCGGCAUUGCCAACUUGCCCAACCAGAGGCACAAAAUCGUUGCCAAACAAGGCGCACACUUUACUGUGAUGGUUGUUGGCGAGAGUGGAUUGGGCAAAUCGACACUUAUUAACACUCUCUUUGCGACCGAGCUUUCCCCAUUAAAGGACUACCGUCGCCGUCAUCUCAAGCAACUUGAUAAGCUUACAGAGGUUGAGAUUAUCAAAGCCGAGCUGGAGGAGAAGUCAUUCAAGGUCAAGCUGACUGUAAUCGACACGCCUGGCUUCGGUGACUAUGUCAACAACCGUGACUCGUGGACUCCAAUUAUCGACUUUGUCGAUGACCAGCACGAGAUCUACAUGCGUCAGGAGCAACAGCCCCAGCGCGACCAAAAGACAGACAUGCGCGUUCAUGCGUGUCUCUAUUUUAUCCGCCCCACUGGUCACACGCUUAAGCCACUCGAUAUUGAGAUCAUGAAGCGCCUUGGGACCCGUGUCAACUUGAUCCCUGUGAUUGCCAAGGCUGACACGCUCACCCAGAACGACUUGGCCGUAUUCAAACAGCGCAUCCGUGAAGUUGUUGCCGCUCAAGGAAUUCGUGUCUACCAACCCCCUAUUGAGCCUGAUGAUCAGGCCAGUGCCGAGCAGGCCCGUAUUCUCAUGAACGCUAUGCCUUUCUCCAUUAUUGGCUCCACUACCGACGUACAAACCCCCGACGGCCGUGUCGUCAAGGGCCGUGAAUACCUCUGGGGAGUUGCUGAGGUCGAAAAUGAGGAACACUGCGACUUCAAAAAACUCCGUUCGCUCCUCAUCCGUACCCACAUGCUCGAUCUUAUCAACACGACCGAGGAACUUCACUACGAGAACUACCGUCAACAACAGAUGGAGACCCGCAAAUUCGGCGAGCCCAAGGUUAAGAAACUUGAUAAUCCUAAGUUCAAGGAAGAAGAGGAAGGAUUGCGCAAGCGCUUUACCGAGCAGGUCAAGGCCGAGGAAGCCAGGUUCAGACAAUGGGAACAGCAUCUCAUCGCCGAGCGCGACCGUCUCAACAAAGACCUCGAGCAAGCUCACAGCGCAAUCAAAUCGCUGGAAGCCGAGCUCGACAACCUCCAGGUUGGGUAUGGACGUGGUACUCAACGUCGUUAA